UUCGCAUGUUCAUUAUACAUCCAACAGUUUGAGGGCCGAACCAAAAGAAUAGAAUUUUCAUCAGUUCUAGAUUUCGCCAUCGCCCUAACGUCUAUCAUAUUUUCCGUUCUCCUUUUUCUCAAGUUUCUUUUUGUUAGGGCUAACUCUUGUAUUACAUAUGACGCGAACAGCGGGUAGAAUGGCGUCACGGUUUAAAGUAUUCAGUAUACUUUGAUGCCCGCCGCCUUUCGAACUGGAAAGGACUUAUAAAACAGGUACGUGGCAAGCCAGCAACGUUAUGGCCAAUUUUCAAUCCAUCAUUUAGAGUGAGGUUAGUCUAAACACAAUGCCAUGCUUAAAGUCUACUAUUUCAUGGAUCUAAUAAUUUAUGUGCGACCCUCGGGGCCAAAUGCCGGUUAAUCCCAGAUUCCUUCCGAUCGAAAAUGCAAGGUAUAAUAAGUGCUGCAACUGCAUUUGCUAAUUCGUGAACAAUCCAUUUAUUCCUAACGUAACUCAUAUUAUCUUCAGACUAGGAGUUCGGUGCUUACAAUUUGGCUGAAGGGAGACGCGGUAUUGACAGAUUUUUUUCCCUAUCCUUCCACCUCCUUCCGUUUAGCCAUUUCUCAACGAUUCGAAGCGCACCCACCGAUAUAACAUGGCGUUAUAUCGUUACUCUUGACAAUGUUACAGUCAAACGUCGAGUCAGUUUCUGGCCCGGAAGCAGUGAUCGGCAGUCCAGGGACCAAUCUAAGGACACUUCACCCUGCAGCCCCACCUACAGGGUGGAGGACCAUGCAUCCAACUGCCCCGCGAUCCAGCCGAUCAUCAGUUCACUCCUUGGCUCCAUCUCCCACCGUAGCACCUUCGCCGUGUCCUUCACCAUCACCGUCACCAUCGUUAGCACUUCCACUUCCCCAACAACAACAGCAACACAUCAUCUACGGACCGAUAACAGCAUUGCAGCCUUGCACCGCAGCUCUGCACCCCCCCUGUGUUUACCCUUCAAACACUCAGCGAGGUACGAGUACGCCGGUAUCGGUACCACAGCAGGCCCAAGGUAAGAGCACGAAAUGGCACGGAAAAUCUAACAAUAAGCCCCCGAGAGGCCAGUACUGCCACGGCCAGCCCGGUCAGUCUGCGCAUCCAUCCUACGCUGGAAAAUCGUUGGUGGUGUACGAUCAGACGCAAACCGGAACGCCGGUAUCAACCUCCUCGUUCCUAGUCUCUUCGUCAGCUUUCGCUCACGGCCAGUUCCCAGCCGAGCACUACAACAACUCAAGCGUUGCCCUUGUACCUCCACCGUACUUCAAACCACCCGAAGUUCAAACUUUCUGCCUUGUCCAGGAUCGGCAGACUGCUCCGCAACACAACUCAUACUACAACAUCUCGGCCACUAACACUUGCAGCCUCCAGAAUGUUAACUCGACCUCUGGAUUUCAGCUGCCAAAUAUCGCUCCGUACACUGUAACCGCGUUCCCAAAUAAUCAGAUUCCCGCACCCGUCCCAGUCCAGUCGACACAGUUAUUUCAAACCGCCCCCGUCGGCUUAGUCUUCGGUCCGCCACCGCGAGAGAAACAUGCGACUACCUCGGUGCUUGAUGUAUCAACGUCGGCAAAAUACUUGAGGAAUAAACAUCCAGGCAGUACGGCAAAUCCGAAAAUUCCCACGAUACCUCAGCUGCAAAACGAGUGGCCACCAUCGCUUACUCCUACCACCAACUGCUCUUCUUCCUCUGCCGCCGCAGCUACCAGCGUCACUGUGCCUGCUCUUUCCUCCAACAAUAUCGCAUUUGAUGCCUGCAAGAGCCCGCAAGACACUUCGUUUCCGAAGCUAAGUGUCCCGACGCCGCUGAAGCAAGCCCAGGACCGUUACUCCGACGACCCCUCGGUCAGCUUUGACUUCACCAUCGAAGCGGAAAAGAUGGUAUCCGCUCUCUGCAAUACCGCUUCGUCGAACGAUCUUGGAGGUGUCUGCGGAAAGGACGAGAUCCGGAAAUCAGAAACGAGCUACUUCAACGGGGCCGGAGACAACGUGGGGAACAAAGGAAGCUGGUUCGCUGACUUGGGGAUCGACUACUCCCUUAACGGAGAUGGUGGUUCUCGAACUGUGGGGACUCAGACUCAACCGAAUCAGGUCUUCGCUCAGCAACUGCCCGAACUGAUACGCAAGACUGCGUAUUGGGGCUGUAGUGAGGCCGAGUCAAUAUUGAACUCGGUUAAAUACCAAAAUCCGAAGCAGACCUGGCUGUCGAAUAUCUCCUCAGCAACGAGGACCGCUAUUACAAAGUCCUCCACCUGUUUCCCCGUCUUUGCAGGCGACGGAAAAUUUGUGCAUGACCUCAUAAGCGCUCUGCUACGAGUAACCAAUGGUUGGCUGAUUCUGGAUAAUUAUUUGAACAAGCAGCACUAUCCCAAUUUAACGGACAAAAUUGACGAUGAACUUACUAGAUGCUUUCAAGGCUGGGAAGGAAGCACUUACGAGCUGCUCAGAAACGUGGUUCAGACCUUUCUUAAACUCGACGAAGCUAGUAAAUCGAAUUUCAAUCCGACGUCUGGCUCACAGUCCGAAACACAGAACGGUUCUUUCCCAGGAGACGUUUCCUUGUACACCAAUUCCGAUGUUUUCUGUCCCGCUGUAAAUACUGCCAGCUGUCAACAUCGUUCGGAUAAUAACAUCCUAUCUUCAGCGUUCCCCUUUCAACAACCACAAGAGUCGGCUUAUGCGGUACACUACACUCCGCAACCCGCUGGAGUACAGAAUUUUCGUUACUUCAACACUCAACAAGGACUAAAAGAGACAAAACCGCGCAGUAAGUGGACACUAACCGAGAGCUUGGUCUCGGCUACGGAAGGUACAAAGUCGGUACCAGAUGUUACUCUUACAAACAGCGAAGCGGGUCUUGGUGGAUGCAAAUUUCGGUCAAAAAUAAAUUCAUCUUCGGGAAAAGGCACCUCGCGACAGUCUCUGAAUGCGGAAUUUGUCGACCUGAGGAAUAAAGUUGUGGAAAGUAACUCUGACACCGUUAAACAAUGGAACAUGAACGCUGAUUCCAGGAGGAAGACGGAUUUUCUUUUCAGAAUAAAAUCUACUGGCGAAAUGGAACCGGUUUAUAAGGCGAAUUCAUCCACGGGACUUGUAUCGAUGUAUUCGACGAAGAUAUCUGACACAGCGUAUGAUACAGGCGGUACAACAAGGCUAUACACGCAAAAUCCUGAGGCAGUGUUUCGUCAUGCCACUUCGGUAGCCGAACCAGCUUAUAUCGGUAGACCGACUAUACUAGGAGAGUCCAGUUUUAAUAGAAAGUUUCACAGGGAUAACGACCACCGAAGUAAAUCUUUAAAGUGCAUGGAUCAAAAUUAUUUAGCCAAAUCAGGAAGCGGCGUCGGCACAAUUUGCUUAGGAAAAUCGUCAACCGAUCAUUUAGAAUUGGCUACAGUGCCUAAAAACAAAAUGACCCUGCUGAGUCAGAUUGAACCAAGCGCGACUCUGAGCAAAGGACCCGAGGAAAUGGCAGCCAGUCUGUCAGCUUGGUUUGCUAGUAUGCGAACUUCGAAUCCAAUACUGUCUGCAAGCUCGACGGGAAAUUCUGAAAAUCGUCUCUCGGAGAAUUACAAGUCACCCCAUUCUCAGGACCUGUCACGGAGCACCAUUGACAUGACCAGGCAACUUCAAAUGGACCCUAACCGGCAACUGAAGACUCUGCAGAACAUGCAGAGCAUCCAAAGCGCUCCCUGGAACGCCUGCAACCUGAUCAACAAUCGAAACAAUGUUCAGCAAAUCGAGGAGUACGACAGCUCGGAAGAUGUGAGGGUGUACAUGAAACCAGGAAGCUACAAUGUCCCGAAAAAACGACACCAACGACGUCCAAAUAAACGCGUGGAAAAUCCACCAGUUCUGAGAAAUCCCAGCGGUAACAUAACCCAAAAUAAUUCCGCAUCCACCCAACGACUUCAGUUCCAAGCUGUGCCGGCCCUCCCGCCAUCUUCACUUUCGCUAGACAAUUCCCCUCGGAUCUUACGCCGGGUAAAUUCUUCUUCGUCGCAUGAUUUCUCUCAGGACGUUACAUGGAAGGCAGCUUGUGCUUCUGCCGAGAUACUGCUGGAAGCUCUGGCUGUGAAGGAGGGUGAAAUGGGCGCAAGUGAGGUCAAAGAAACCCCCGCCCGAAUGAGCCCAAGACCAAAGUGUCAAGACGGUGGAGCCUCCAGCUAUGAGGCUUCGGAGGAUGACUCGGGGUCAACGUGCAAGUUGUCCACUUCCGGCUUGCAAUCCGAGGACACCAAGAUGAGUAAAACUAAUAUCAAGACGGACUCUUGGUUGAUCAGAACUCUGAAUAAUGCCAGUAUCAAACAGAGGCAAGAACCCGACUUGGACAGUUCAGAGUCUUUCAACAGCUCUAUACACGAGGAUGAACUGGUCCCAGGGAACUCGGGGAAAAAGCUUGACACUAGUUUGAGUCGCAGUCGAGAACCUAGAGACGAAGACCAGACUACGGACUUGGCUGAAGGGAUUGCCAGGGCGACAUACUCGGAGACGGUGCGACGCUGUGCCUCUGGUAACGGCACAAAAGAGUCGUGCCGAUCGCGACCUCAGAAGGCUACACUGGCGAACACUUCGGGAACCGGAAAUAUCAUGUCGGCUCGGAAAUGUCAGCGCAAAGAAAGCGAGCGUUCGUCGCUGUCGUACAAAUCGCGAAAAUCAGUCGGAAAGGGAGUCGCGAAGGAUACGGAUUUAGCUCCGAGCGAGGAUAGUUGCGUCAAGAUAAAAUUACCUAAGGAUGAAAUUCCCCGAUUGCCCGUGGUCAAAGGACACUCGAAGAAAAAAGACGCGGUAUCCGUAAAUUCUGGAGAGAAUGGAAAGAACAAAGGUGGAGAUCGUGGCUGGUCGGUUUGGUACAGCUCCCGAAGAAGACAAAGUCUAAGUCCACUUGCAUCGAGAAAGCUAGAGGCGAUUCACGACACGGUCUGGCAGAUGGAAGAGGCUGAAAUUUUCAAGUAUCCUCCGUCAAAUUCGCUGCCGAUGCGCUCUUCGAGAGAAUCGAGCGAAGAUUAUUACAAGGUCAUAAAGAGUCCCAUGUUCCUCGAAACAAUCGGCUACAAGCUCAAAAACAAAAUCUAUCAUAAGGUGGAACACGUCAUUCGAGAUUUCAGAAGAAUCAUCUUCAACUCGAGGAUGUAUCACAAGAACGAUGCCGAUCGCAUGGCGCGCGUCGAAGCGUUGUCGCAAAAACUCGACAACCUCUUCGACGAACACUUUACAAGCUGGGAUUUUGAAAAUAUAACCGGAAGCCCGCGGGACGGCAACGGAUCGCCAACUCCAUCCCGUUACAAAUUGCCAUCGCAGAAAGCGACGCGUUCCGUAAAUACGAAAAAAAGUCCGUCAGUUCAUAUAGAUCUAGAUAACUCUGGCUCAGUACACUAAAGAUACCCAAAGAAUAAUAGUUUUCUAAUUGUCUAAUGAUGUUUAUGCUUUUUGUACGGGAUUCACAAAUGCAAUACGAUCGUUUACACCCAUCUAGCUCCUUGCUUAUCUGACUUACCUCGGCUAUUUAAUUGUAAUAUAGGUUCCAGGUACCACAGAUUCAUUCCUAAUUGGUUCUAACCGUUCAAUAACGAACGACUCUGAAACUGGUCAGUAUUGAUUAUCAUCGAGCUAGAGUAACAUGAUUUAGGACAUUGUUAUGCGCAUGAAACGUGAUGAACCGAGGCCUACCUCAUGGUUAAAAACUGUUUAGAGAUAUAGGGAAAAUGAGGGAGAGUUGAAGCAACGCCUACGAUCAUUACAAAAGUAAUAAUAAUAAUAAUAAUAAUAACAAUAAUAAUAACACUAACAAAGGUUACAUUAGCAAUAUCGGUGGCAAUAGAUAUAAUAAUAAUGAAGAUGUUAAUUUGAUAAUCGUAAUUUUUUGAACGCACUAUUAGAUUUGUGGAAAUCGUUAGGUUUUUAUAUCCGAAAUAUUAUAUGCACGACACAAUGUAUUGUAAGCUAAGCCGUGACGGCUUUGAGUUUGGUUUUGAUCAGGAUACCUUCUUAUUGUCAAAUGCUUCUUGGAAAAAAUUUUUUUGAUUUCCGUUUUUUGUGAGUAUUGUGUGGAAAUGUUGACAGAUGAUGGAAUAUGUGGCAAUAAAUAUCUUCUCUUACAUAUUAUUAGUACAAUGGUUUCAAUUCUGAUACUGCAUUACGUUACGAGAAGGUUGUUUGUUUUUUUUUACUUAUGUACUGUACAAAAAAAUGUUAUUCAUCCAACAUCCUUAACUAUUACACGAGUUGAUCAGGGUGAGGAGAUAAAUCUCAAUGUGUGGAUUACUUCUACUUAAUUUAUUCUGUUUCGUCUAAUUGCGACAACAACAUUAUAUAAUUUAAAUUAAAUUAAAAACUAACUUACGAGAGAAUUGUUUGAUGAAAAAAUAUUAUUCGGUAGCGAAGAAACUGAAUUCGUACAUAAUUUAUAUUUGCAUUUGUGAAUAUUUGUUGCGGACUUCAAGCACCAUACAAAUUACUUGGUACAUCAUCGUAUUAUGUACAUACAUGUAUUCAUUUUCUACCUUGGUCAUUGACUAGUGUAAUAUUAUUCUACUAAACGGAAUUAUUUUCAUAUACAUAUAUUUCAUGUAUAUUGUUGAUCAUAAUGCGUAACGAACAUUUAAAGACAAGUAUGUCAAUUUGUAACAGAGAUAUUUAUAUUUCACGGAGCAUAUCUUGGAUGCGUACGGCCUAAUAACCUAAAACCAAGACUAAAAUUUUUUUAAACGCCGAGUAAUUGAAAAUGAAAAAUUUCAUAAAUGACAUCUAAGCAAGUUAAAUGCAUGAAGAGCACUAUUGGAAACAUCAGUAAAUAUUAACAUUAUUAUCUGCAUUCUUUAAAUAGCAGUAUACCCUUUGGUUACACUACAAUUUGAAAAUGAUAUAAAGUUUGUAUAUUUCAUUUUGAUCGUAGAGUGAAGAAAAGUGAUUCAGGAAGCGUUCAUCGAGAAGAAUCACUACAUGAUUUAUCUUAGGUAUAACAGGAUUGAUAAAGAAAGAAUGAUAUCCUCGGGGACGUUAGAUCAUACCGGGAAAAUUUUUACACUUAAAUUUUUGUCGUACACUUCCAUUUCAAUUUACCAAUGACAAUAUUCUACACUCGAAUUAUACGUAUAACUCGAUAUGAUAACAGCAGUGGAAGGAAACUAUUACUUGUAGCACCUGAUCUAUUACAAUACGUGACUAACCUAAUUCUAUGACCGUAUUGCGCUGAGUAUAUAACGUAUAACAAGCUAUAAUUUCAUGCCGAAUAUAAAUAGGAUCGAAACCCAGAAUCUUUGUCCAGGAAUUUAACGAUGCAAAGAUUGAAUCUUGAAUCUUUAUUCUAAAAUCUUUGUAAUAAUUUUUAUAAAAGCUCUGGCGAAACUUAUUUUUUCAGGUCCAUUUGCAGUCAGCCUUCAAU
Neodiprion fabricii is the source of this 7402-nucleotide messenger RNA. RefSeq lists its product as uncharacterized. The transcript has 4 exons. Gene Ontology annotation, molecular function: protein binding. The coding region runs from base 661 to 5397 and encodes 1578 amino acids. Lineage: Eukaryota; Metazoa; Arthropoda; Insecta; Hymenoptera; Diprionidae. The record is from RefSeq and is a predicted model, not a curated record.